CUCACUCUCAUCUCUCACACUUACUCACCCAAAUCUGAAAACUUGAGUCAUAUACAAACGCAACUCCGCGUCUCCACCGUCGCCGCUUCUCCAGUCUCCAGAGCCACGUCUCCACCGACCGCCGCUUGCUUAGUUACAGUCAACAACAAAGACAGUUGGGAGCUCCCUCAAAUUUUGUUUAUUUAAGAAAGUGCGACCCAACAAAGCAUCAUGGUGGGAUUUAAAAAUAGGUAUAUGGUAAUGGAGGUCUUUUUGGACCCAAAUAGAGAGCUUCUUGAUGGUGAUCCCAUUAUACUUACCCAAUUUAAUGUGUCAAAAGCAAUCAAAGAUAAUAUUCUUGUCAACUUUGGAGAGUGUGGUUUAGCUUCUAUGCUUGGAUCAUUUCAAGUCAAGUAUGUGAAUCAUAUAACAAAAGUUUGUAUCAUCAGAGCCUCUAGGGAGGACUACCAGAAAGUUUGGUCUGCAAUUACUAUGGCUAGAAGUAUUGGAAACUGCCCAGUGCUAUUUAAUUUAUUGGAUCUAAGUGGGAGUAUCAAGGCCUGUAAGGAGGCUGCCUUGAAGUGUGAGACGUUGAAGUUUGAACAUUACAAGCUUGUGGCAGGAUCACGCCUCUCUGCUGAUACUGCUCAGCACAUGCAAAAUUGUCUUGAGAAGAUCAAAAUUUUGGAACACUGAAAAUACGGACUCAUGUCUUUCUGGAAUUUUGAAGGUAGAAUGAGACCCUGUGCCAUUUUUUGUCAGUUAUAGUAUGUGGAUGAGGUUGAAUGCAAAUACAUAGGAGUUUUUUAUUUGACUAGGAAUUAGUUGUUCUACUUUAUUCACCUGCUUGCUUAUCUUAGAAAGGAAAUUUUAAAACAACCAGUUGCCUGAAAUAAUAAGAACAACAAAUUGAGGCCUGCCAAUUUGACAAGAUGUACCAAAUAAUAUUUUUCUUUCUUUUGUCGAGGAUGGAAAGGCAGUUAUAUUCUUUU
Pistacia vera is the source of this 971-nucleotide messenger RNA. RefSeq names its product probable ribonuclease P/MRP protein subunit POP5. NCBI's taxonomy places the organism in Eukaryota, Viridiplantae, Streptophyta, Magnoliopsida, Sapindales, Anacardiaceae. Bases 211 to 675 code for a protein of 154 amino acids. Gene Ontology annotation, cellular component: ribonuclease P complex. The transcript has 2 exons. The record is from RefSeq and is a predicted model, not a curated record. Gene Ontology annotation, biological process: tRNA 5'-leader removal.